Messenger RNA from Falco peregrinus (peregrine falcon), 735 nucleotides. It is a transcript of the gene NR2C2AP, whose product is annotated as nuclear receptor 2C2 associated protein. The record is from RefSeq and is a predicted model, not a curated record. Bases 77 to 499 code for a protein of 140 amino acids. NCBI's taxonomy places the organism in Eukaryota, Metazoa, Chordata, Aves, Falconiformes, Falconidae. The transcript is spliced from 6 exons.
GGCGGAGCGGGGGGCGGUGCCGGCGACCGGGCCCGGGAAGCAGCUCCCGGCUUCCUGCGCCGGCGGGGCGGCAGCGAUGCCCGCGGAGCCCCUGAUCUGCGCCGACACGGCCACACGGGUGAGCUCUGUGCUUAACCGGGAUGUGAAGCAGUUUGGGAAGAAGCAUAUGUUUGAUGCGAGCGAGGAGACGUGCUGGAACUCGGACCAGGGCACGUGCCAGUGGGUCACCCUGGAUUUCCCCCGCACUGUCAAGGUCUCGCAGUUUCACAUCCAGUUCCAGGGGGGAUUCUCCAGCCGGCUGUGCACGCUGGAAGGCUGCAGAGCAGGGGAAGAACUGGUGAAAAUAUCCGACCUGUACCCCAAGGACACCAACGCCAUGCAGAGAUUCCAGGUGGAGGAGACGGUGCUGGAUAAGCUGAAGAUCACCUUUGAGAACAGCACCGACUUCUUCGGGAGGAUCGUGGUGUACCACCUCGGGGUGCUGGGGGAGAAGCUGUAGGGCAGCAGUGAGGGACAGCAUGGAGGGCUGCUCCCCCCAUCGCCUGCGCUCCCCUGUGCAGGCUCUGCUGUAUAGGGGCAGACAGGAAAGUGAACCCCGAAAGCCCCCAGCUGCCCCCCAAAGCACCGAGAGGGAACCCUCGGGGUAGCAGUGAUGGAGCAACGCUGGAGAUCCGCAUACUGGACCUUGGUGGGACACAGCCCGUGUAACCAGUUGAAUAAACGGUGUCCCCGCUC